This is a messenger RNA of Sphaerulina musiva SO2202, 1963 nucleotides long. RefSeq names its product glycosyltransferase family 25 protein. The coding region runs from base 1 to 1164 and encodes 387 amino acids. The record is from RefSeq and is a predicted model, not a curated record. The transcript has 2 exons. NCBI's taxonomy places the organism in Eukaryota, Fungi, Ascomycota, Dothideomycetes, Mycosphaerellales, Mycosphaerellaceae.
AUGGACAUACGCUCAGUACCCGUGCGAGUGCUCCUUGUUAUAGCUGGCUUGCUGACAAUCACGUUCUUGAUCUCUGGUCGGGGCAUCUCUCGCAGCCCAGACAUUCUUCCCAGCAGCGCAAUCCAUAGUCAUCGGGAUGGAUACAGCAGUCUUGAAGAUGUGGCGAAUCAAACAUUGGGUUUUGAGAAAAUCUUCGUCAUUAACCUUCCAUCUCGAACCGACCACCGAGACUCGAUGAGCCUUGCGGCUGCCUUAACACCAGGCGGUCUGAAGUUGACCUACGUGGAUGGUGUAACGAAUGUCUCCGCAAAGGCUCUCCCACCAGGAGGGGAUAGUCCGCGUUUCGACAAAGACAUGGUUGGACUAGUAGGAGCAUGGCGAGCACAUAUCAAUGUAUUGCGUACCAUUGUUGAGCAGAACAUCACAUCCGCUCUAAUUUUGGAGGGAGAUAUCGACUGGGACAUCAGGCUGAAGGCCCAGAUGCUGGACUUCGCCAGAGCCUCUAGACUGCUCGUGCAGCCUGGGCAAGAGGAUCGGACUUUCGACGUACACGAUGAACCCCUUGUGAAGCCAACAACAUCGCCUUAUGGAGACAUCGAUCGCUGGGAUUUGCUUUGGCUGGGUCACUGUGGUGCCGAGUUUCCGCAAAGCCAGACUGGCAUUCGGCAAGGUCGAGUCACCAUUUUCAAUGAUGAGACCGUGCCGCAAUCACAGCACUAUGAUCGGGAAUGGGGCAGCGCAGAGCUCAUUAGAGCAUAUCCCAACCAUACACGUGUUGUACAUCGAUCACGCAUGAAUGUCUGCUCUCUAGCUUACGGCGUCACGCAAGGAGGAGCGCGUCGAUUCCUCUACGAGCUCGGCAUCAGGCAACUGAACGAUGCCAUGGACAUUAUGAUGAGAGAAAUGUGCGACGGGCUUGCCGGUCGACCUAUGCACAAUUGUCUCACUGUGCAGCCGCAAAUCUUCCAGCAUCAUCGUCCAGUAGGCAGUAAGGCCAGUUUCAGCGAAAUCCAAGACCAUGGAGAGGGCUACAACGAAGUUGCAUAUACGAGGAAUAUCCGCUGGAGCACACGCUUGAACUUUAGGAAACUCCUGGAUGGUCAGACAGAUUACGUCGACCUCUGGCAAGACGACAUGCCGGCCAACAAGACCGCGUUUCCAUGAGAGCGCAAGGUGGUCGCAGAGAACAGCGCGCUCUCGUACCGGCAUGUAUAGCCAAUGCACACCAGACUGAAGCGGUGGUUCCCAGUCUGAUGUUGGUGGAAAUGCGACCGACUGCUAAAGGGAAAGUCGCAGCAGUCGCCCCUUCCAACCACGCCCGUGGUCCCCGAUUAACCUCCUGCAACACGGCGGGAACAGCAACAUACAUCCCGUCCCUUGCUCGAUCCCACCCUACCGAAUGGCGUUGUAACGUCCCUGUCGCGAUGUACAUGUAUAUCGACACCAUUCCUCACAUCGGCUCCACGAACCCUGGAAGUUCCCAAUAGUUUAAUCAAACCACCAGAGUCCGCGAGCUGGAAGGCAUGCAGCAGCAGAAAGAGGGGAAGAAGAAGAGAGGCACGCCAACUACCCAGCAGCGUUUUCUUCCCUUUCCACCGCGAUAUGCCAGAUACAAAACAAACCGCCACUUUCCACCAGUUACACGCUGACGAAGGAGAAUCUCGUUCAGAAUGAAGAGCCAAAAAAAAAAAAACCGCAGUGUGAAAUGAUGAUUGGUGGCUUUCUGCAGAGUAUGAAAUCAGGGCCGUGGAUGCAGAAUGUUUGAACCACUAGGUACCUACCAGGUAAGGUAGGAGUCUCGCGUAUAGGUAGUUACGGAGACUGAUCAAGAUAUCUUAGGUAGAUCCGACGCGCAGGAGCGAUAGAGGCGAGAACGCAAAGUGUAGACGGGGAGUUAGAGAGACUGGGAGGUGAAUAGUCUGAGAAGGUAGGUAUGCAGAGUAGUGUAGUACCAAGAAACGAG